AUGAAAGGGUUGAACACUGCUCUUCAAUUGUCAGCUCUUCAUCUUGUAGCCACAAGUGCUUCCUUCCAGGAAGUGGUAGAUCAUGUUCAGACUGUUGAGGGUGUUAAACAGGAUGGGUAUGUUAAGUAUGUAGAAAAGAAGGCCCGAUACGGUGGCCAUCGAGAGGCCACCAAGUGCUUAGCUAGUCAGCCAGAGGGUUCACAGGCCAAAGCUCCAGGCUAUGGUGGUUAUUCGAUUUCUUCAGUUUCUAUUCAGCGUCCGAUGCUAGACCACGGAUGCUUUGAGUGUCGUGAGAUAGGGAAUUUCAAGAGAAAUUAUCCCAGACUUAGGCAAGGUGGCCAGGGUGCUCAGUUUCAGGCUCCCAAAGCUCCAGCAUCAGGUAGAGGGGGAGGAUCUUAUGGUGGAAACCGUGCUCAGACUGGGCGUGGUGGUCACACAGCUGGUAGAGGUGGCACCCAGCCUAACAGAGGCGGGUUUCAGUCAGGUAGAGGUGGACAUCAGCCCGGCAGGGGCGGAGCUCAGGCAGUGUAG
This is a messenger RNA of Lycium ferocissimum, 531 nucleotides long. Its product is annotated as glycine-rich RNA-binding protein blt801-like. The record is from RefSeq and is a predicted model, not a curated record. NCBI's taxonomy places the organism in Eukaryota, Viridiplantae, Streptophyta, Magnoliopsida, Solanales, Solanaceae. The coding region runs from base 1 to 531 and encodes 176 amino acids. The transcript is spliced from 2 exons.